GGUGUACCUGGCACGAGAACUGAAAGACAGCGCAGAUCUUUUUGAGAGACGCCACCAGAGUGAGCCAAUCUGCACCCCUUCCCUUCUGUACCUGCCUGCUGUACCAUGGGAUGUCGGCAAAGCUCUGAGGAGAAAGAGGCAGCGCGGCGGUCCCGUAGGAUUGACCGCCACCUGCGCUCUGAAAGCCAGCGACAACGAAGAGAGAUAAAACUCCUCCUCCUGGGCACUAGCAAUUCUGGCAAGAGUACUAUCGUAAAGCAGAUGAAAAUCAUUCACAGCGGUGGCUUUAACUUGGAGGCCUGUAAGGAAUACAAACCUCUGAUUAUCUAUAAUGCAAUUGACUCUCUCACGCGUAUCAUUCGGGCUCUGGCCACCCUCAAGAUAGAAUUUCACAAUCCUGACAGAGCAUACGAUGCAGUGCAGCUUUUUGCCCUGACAGGCCCAGCUGAGAGCAAAGGGGAGAUCACCCCGGAGCUGCUGGGGGUGAUGAAGAGGCUGUGGGCAGACCCCGGCGUGCAGGAGUGUUUUUGCCGCUCCAACGAGUACCACCUGGAGGAUAAUGCUGCCUACUACCUGAACGACCUGGAACGGAUCGCAGCCCUGGACUACAUCCCCACGGUGGAAGAUAUUCUGCGGUCUCGGGACAUGACCACAGGGAUUGUAGAAAAUAAGUUCACCUUCAAAGAGCUGACUUUCAAAAUGGUGGAUGUGGGUGGACAGAGAUCUGAACGCAAAAAGUGGAUCCACUGUUUCGAGGGGGUUACAGCAAUAAUUUUCUGUGUGGAGCUGAGUGGGUAUGACUUGAAGCUGUAUGAAGAUAACCAAACAAGUCGAAUGGCAGAAAGUUUGCGUCUGUUUGAUUCCAUCUGCAACAACAACUGGUUUAUCAACACUUCCCUCAUCCUUUUUUUGAAUAAGAAAGAUCUGCUGGCAGAAAAAAUCCGACGCAUCCCCUUAACAGUCUGCUUUCCUGAAUACAAAGGCCAAAACACUUACGAGGAGGCAGCAGUCUACAUCCAACGCCAGUUUGAGGACUUGAAUCGCAACAAGGAGACCAAGGAGAUCUACUCACACUUCACCUGUGCCACUGAUACCAGUAACAUACAAUUUGUGUUUGAUGCAGUGACAGAUGUCAUCAUUCAGAACAAUCUCAAAUACAUUGGCCUCUGCUAAGAAUCCUUGGGUUUAAUCUCUUUUCCUGAAGUGAUAAAAAGGGGGCUAACUUCUUCCACUUCUAGUGGAAAAAAAUUGGGCAAUGCUUAAUAGCCGAAGGAGAGAAACGGGGGAAAUCUGAUAUAUGAACACAGUUCCUCUUAUGCCCCCUUAACCUGCUACAUAAAGCUCCCCAAAUAUAUGUUCUGGAGAGUGAGAGCCUCCUCUCCAAGAAAAUCAAACACCCCCAGUGAAAAAAGAAAAAACCCAACCAAAAACUCAAAACCCCAAAAAAAAGAAAAAAAAGAGAUUGAGGCCAAACUCUGUGGAGAUGUUUCACCACAGUCACUGCACUUUUAUUCCAUUUGUUUCAUUCCAUUUCCUACAGUGGGAGUGUUAUCAUGUUCUGUGUAAGAAAUGACUCUUCAUCCAGUUGUCCUAAAAUUUUAUUGACAUAAAAAUAUAAAUCUGGUGAGUGACAGAUGAACUUGUUUGCAGGGUGGGGAGCGGAAUGCUUGUGUUGGGGAGAAAAGCUAGUUCAAACCAGAAGCUACUGAGUGAGAGAGUUAAAGCAAAAUACUACUUAAAUCUGUAGAGAGUGGGCAUGCACCCACAACAUUGGUAUCCACAGUCAAGAGUAUGUACACAUCCAUCAUGUAUGCACAUGCACAUGACUCUCAGCAUAUACUAUGUACACACCUCUGCUUUACUUUACUGUUUCUCAUGGACACCUUGCCUAUUAAAGGAAUUGUUGGUGCGCAACUGUUUUGUGAGUUCCUAAGACUAGCAGCUCUUUCUGCUCUUUCUGGCUUCAAAUAUGCAGCAAAACUACAUGAAAUGAAUCUUUGAAUAGGCCAAAUUUAGGUCGGUGUUUCUUCUACUGUUAAGGAGUUUUAUACAUCAAAACAGUCUUCUUUUACAUCUUUUUUUGCCAAAUCUUGUGGUGUUUCAUGAAAAACCAAAUUAUAUUUAAGAAGUAGGUUAGUGUUCCUUUUUUAAUACAGAUUAAAAAAAAUAAAUCACAAAGCAAUUUUUAAAAUUAUUGUUGUAGUGUCUGGAUUGCUGAAUGUGAAAGUUGCCAACGGACAAUUAUGUUCCACUGCUCCAAAUACCUUCUGGGUAUUGUAAUAUUAUAACAGAUUUCCCAAGAAGCAGGAGCCCUGGAGAUUGUGUAGUGUAUAACCUCAAAAGUCUUUUUUUGUUGGUUUUUAAAAUUAUUUUUAAAAUGUGAUGUGUUAUUAGAAGGUUAAAGAUGAGCGAUAUGAACAAUAACUAAAUGUCUUGUUAUUUCAAUUUAAUAAUUUAAAUUAUUUACAGUUUAGUGAAGUUAAUGAAACUGAAGAGAUGCAAUCCUCAGCUCCAGGUUUCAUCUCAUAAAGAAACACUACUGGAUGGAGUAACAUUCCUGCAAAAGUUUGAAUGCAUAAGAAGCUCUGUGGGACUACACUGGAAAAUCUCAUAUGGAUUAUAUAGACCUAAGUCUUUGGUCAGUUGGUUCUUUCCCCUGCCAUAGAAAAGACUUCUUAAAGACAUCAGUGUAAAGUUGGUGUGUAAAUAAAUGUUUGAUAACUGUAAAGCACAUACGUACACAGAGACACAGACACACAUG
Molecule: messenger RNA, 2761 nt
Organism: Pyrgilauda ruficollis (rufous-necked snowfinch)
Lineage: Eukaryota; Metazoa; Chordata; Aves; Passeriformes; Passeridae
Gene: GNAZ
Product: G protein subunit alpha z
Exons: 2
Coding region: 106-1173 (355 amino acids)
Biological process (GO): adenylate cyclase-modulating G protein-coupled receptor signaling pathway
Cellular component (GO): heterotrimeric G-protein complex
Molecular function (GO): GTP binding; G-protein beta/gamma-subunit complex binding; GTPase activity
Source: RefSeq, a predicted model, not a curated record